UUAUAUUUGUAUACGCGUAAAUCGUAGUGAUUUUUUUGAUUAAAUUAUGGCAACUGUUUUGUUAAAGUGCUAAUUAGUCAAUAGACAUGUAAAUUUUGUCGUGUAAUUUAUAGUAACUAAAGUCAAUUUGCUCGCUGGAGAGAGGAUGUACUUUCCUUUGGGCUGGCCCAAGCGCGUCAGCUUGGCGCUGCCUGGCGAAGCGACUCACAUACGUCACAUAAGCUGUGAUGCUGUCAAAAUACUCGUCGCCGCCGUUGACUCGGAUAUUCUGGGGAUUUGGUAUGCGAACCCUCUGCUGCCCAUUGCUUACUAUCGGCGCAGCGCCGAAUCUCUGCAGGAGUUUGGCAGCAAUCAAUUGAUCAUAUGGAAGCCUGACUCCAGACAACUGGCCGUGUUAACUGACGCCGGCGCAUUGCUGUUGUAUCAAUUGGACUUUGAUGCCAAUGGUAGUGGGAUACUAAUGCAGGUAGAUCCGCCUGCAUUGAGUCUGAAAAGAGAUUCAGCUGAGCUGUUCAUCAAGGAAAACAUUCCCCGCCUGAGUCUGCGCGAGGUGCGUUGCUUAAAGCUAGACGCUGUCAUCUCCACCGUGUGCUGCAUCAGUCUGAGUGAGCUGCUUUUGGCUACGGAAACAUGUGAGCUACUGCGUCUGCAGUGGUCACAGCUGGAAACAGUAACAGAGGAGCUAAAACCGUUGGCUGUCAUUAAACUCCGCGACAUUCCGUUCUAUGUGCAGCAACAGCAGCAGCAACCUGCUAAAUAUUUACCGACCAUGGGUAACUCGGCCUUUGUGGCUUGUCUGGAGUAUUCACCCUUUAUUGGCGGCUGUGCGGCCGUAUUCAGUGACCAGCGUGCGGCGUUUCUGGUAGCGGAUCAUCUGCGUUUCGAGACGGCACACAUGCACGGCUGCUGGGUGCCAGAUGUUGCGGAUGCUAGUGUCUGCAGCGUGAACCAUAAGUUUCGACUGUUGGCCUACGGACAGCAGAGCUCAGCGGUGGCUGUGUACGCAAUAGACGAUGCUACGGCCGGCUUGGAGUACUCACACAGACUCGUGUUGACGGAGAAUGUGCCGCCUGGCAGUUUGGGCGCUGUUAACGAGCUCAAGUGGAGUCCUGAUGGUUGUGUGCUUGCUGUGAGCUGGGCGAAUGGCGGCUUGUCACUGUGGAGCACCUUUGGCUCACUUCUGAUGUCUACCUUGAGCUGGGACUUUGGACUACAUGUGGACUUGGUUAAGCAUAAUCCGUUGCAGCUGCGUCGCUUGGAAUGGUCCACCGAGGGCUAUCACCUGUUUAUGACCUGUCGCGAGGGCGAGGACAAUGUUCUCCAGUUGCAGUUCGUGAAGAGCGCCUUGAGCAUGAAUCCCUGCAUGAGCGCACAUUCGCAUAUUCUGCUUCAAGGCGACGAUUGCUUGUACAUCAAUCAGGGAGAUAAUUUGGAGCAGACCUAUGGCAAUGCCAAGUGCACAUUUCCCAGCAGCUCAGCUGGCCAGAACGACGACUGUCUGGAACUCAAGCAGAGCCCGAAUAUGGGCAGCAUUUUAACGGAAAGUAAAUACUGGACGCUGCUGCAGCUGCCUCUCAAUUACGCAGCAACCAAUUGGCCAAUACGCUAUGCAGCCAUAGACGCAGCUGGCUUACAUGUCGCCGUAGCGGGACGCACCGGAUUGGCACACUAUUCGAUGCUCAGCAAGAAGUGGAAGCUGUUUGGCAACGAGUCGCAGGAGAAGGACUUUGUGGUAUCCGGUGGCCUUCUCUGGUGGCAGGGCUUCAUUGUCAUGGGCUGCUAUUCUCUGCUGGAUCGCACGGAUGAGUUGCGCUGCUAUCCCGCCGAAUGCAAGCUGGAUAAUCAGUACGGACACAAGUUACAGGUGCGCGCCCCUGUCAUCAGCCUGAAUGUGUUCAGGGAUCAAUUGAUUGUGCUCACGGCUGACGGCAUAGUCAGCCUCUUCCAUAUGUACAGACAGUCGGCGUAUAUCAUAAACAUCGAUUGCGCCUAUGAGCUAGACGUAAAGAGCAUUUGCAUACAUCCUGCUUGCAUUGUAAGCCUCACAGUUACCAAUCUCAGGAACGAGCUGAAGCCACAGCAGCAGCAGGCUGAGGCAGAGACGAUUGUGGUCAAUGUUUGUGGACGCGUUCUGAUGAUCCAAAGGGAUGAGGCGGCACAACAGGUGCCCAAUACGCUGCUUGCCACCUGUUUGGCCAGCUGUGUGGAAUGCUUCUGGCUCUCCCACAAUCUGGAGCACUGUGCGAUGCGCGAUUGCCUCUGGCUGUACUCUGGUGCGCACGGCAUGCGCGUCUGGCUGCCCAUUUUGCAGCAGCGCUCGGAGCAGAGCGGCCCACAGCGUCUGCACAGUUUCAUGUCCAAACGCAUAAUGCUUAGCUUUCCGCUAAAGCUCUACCCGCUGGUCAUACUCUUCGACAAUGUGAUUGUUUUGGGCGUGGAGAACGAGAGCGCUUUGUACACGAAUGAGGCGAACUCGCAUUUUGCCUUACCUUUUGCUAUAAUGGAACGCAAAUCGCAGGUGUAUCUGCACAAGGUGCUCAGGCAGUUAAUCAAACGCAACCUGGGCUAUUCGGCCUGGGAGAUUGCGCAGUCUUGCCGUAGUCUGCCCUACUUUCCGCAUGCCCUGGAACUGCUGCUCCAUGAAGUGCUGGAGGAGGAGGCUAGCAGCAAACUACCCAUACCUGAUGCACAGUUGCCCAGCAUCUUGGAUUUUAUACGCGAAUUUCCUGUCUAUCUACAGACAAUUGUGCAAUGUGCGCGUAAAACAGAAAUUGCACUCUGGCCCUAUCUGUUCAGCAUGGCGGGCAAGCCCAAGGAGUUGUUCCAUUUGUGCCUGCAGGCGGAGCAGCUGGAAACGGCGGCCAGUUAUUUAAUCAUUAUACAGAAUCUUGAGCCCUCCUCAGUGAGCAAACAGCAUGCAAAUAUGCUGCUGGAUAUCGCAUUGAAUCAACGAAAAUGGGAGCUUGCCAAGGAUCUUAUACGCUUCCUUAAAGCCAUUGAUCCGAAUGAGAUUGAUUCGCCGCGUUGCUCCAUGGUAUUGAAUGUGAAAAUCGCGCCACCUCAGCCACAGACCCAAGCGCAGGUCAAUCCAAAUGCGGAUGCCUUCAACUUGGUGCUUGGACCCAUUGCGACGCGGGAGCGCAGCUAUUCCACCACAGUCACCAGCAACUUGCCCAAGGACAACAAACAGCAGAGCAUGGCCGCAUCUGUGGAGCGUAGCGAGGCGGCCAGCGGCGGCGGCGCUGGCAGCAACACCGGCGCAGCGACUGUUAUCCGUCGAAGAUCCACCAAGGAGCGGCAACAGCGUGAAAUCUUUUGCAUCGAUCUUAUACUGCAGCGGCAUGCGCGGCAGCUGCUGCAGCAGCAUAAGCUGCUGGACCUGGGCUAUAUGGGCGCCUAUCUGGACUUCCAUCUGGUCAGCUGGCUUACGCAGGAGUCCACAGGUGCCGCCAGGCUGGAUAAUUUUGCAGCGGCACUGCAAGCGUUACACUCCGAGCUGCAGUUGCCCAGUCCGUUUCCGGCUGCGGGGCGUGAUGAUUUUGCGCAGCUCCGCAGCACGAAUCGGCAGGGGGCCGGCGGAGCUGGUGGCUCAUCAUCGCAAACUUCAGAGUCGGGCUACUUUAGUCUGGCCGCGCAGCUGGAGUCGCCGCAGUUGCAGCCCUGCAUCAAGGAGCAGGAGGAGCUGCAGCACAGUUCUCUGCCCGUUAUGAAGAAUCGUUCCAAUUCACAGCUAUCGUUUGAUAACUUUCGCUAUCGACGCCUCUACUCGCUACCCGCCUCGGAGGAUGACAACAGCGAUGUGGUGGCCAGCUAUCUAAACGACAAGUUGGCCAUUAAGAUGCGCUAUUUGCUGCAGCUAUUCAUCGAGGCCAAUUGCACGGACUAUGCGCUCAUGCUGUCUAUAUUGCUGCAGGAUGCGGCCUCCAUAUCGCGCAUUGUCAAUGUUGUCAUACGCAGCGAGUCCGUGGGCGCUUGCAGACGCAUUGAGGCCGCCCUCAAGCAACUCAGCCAGUGCACAUUCGACAACGGCGGCUCCAUGUAUCGGGGCUUUGUGAUGACCCUGCAGCCGCACAUUUACCUGCUGGAACAGUACAUCCAAUCGCUGGGUGAGACGCCGGUGCACGAUAGCAUUGACGAUGGUAAUGAAUUGGGCGGCGAUUCGUCGUCUGGCCUGGAGAGCGAUGCUUUGGAUGGAUCGAACAAUAACUUUGUGCCAAAAUGCCAGCAAAUGCCAAAUGGCAAUCAGCGGUCGUCAGAGCAGCGUCUGACGCGGCAUGCCAGCCUCGAAUCCAAAUCAAAAUCCAAUGGCAAUCCGACGAAUACUUCCUCAACGCAGUCCACGCCCACACAGCACGCGCAGCGGCGUGCCAGUCGAGAGGGUCCGCGGGAUGGCUGUGGGAUCAUGUAAACACAGACGCAGUACGCAUACGGAUAUAGAAUUAACAUACUCAGUGAGUGUACGUAAUUGGUGUGUUAGGUGAGGGACGAUAUGUGUUUGUUGCAUGUUGCUGUACAUUGCAUAUGUAGUUGUCGUUAAAAGAUUUGUUAAUUGUUAGCCGAACUCUUACAGGAACACACACAACGAAACGAGCAUCGUUGAAGGCAAAUACUUGUAUUAAGAUACGUAAAUGUAAUUAUUCAUAAAUUAA
Drosophila virilis is the source of this 4649-nucleotide messenger RNA. RefSeq names its product Guanine nucleotide exchange factor subunit Rich (gene Rich). Gene Ontology annotation, molecular function: protein binding. Gene Ontology annotation, cellular component: Golgi membrane; cytosol; Ric1-Rgp1 guanyl-nucleotide exchange factor complex. NCBI's taxonomy places the organism in Eukaryota, Metazoa, Arthropoda, Insecta, Diptera, Drosophilidae. The record is from RefSeq and is a predicted model, not a curated record. Gene Ontology annotation, biological process: retrograde transport, endosome to Golgi; intracellular protein transport.